Messenger RNA from Toxorhynchites rutilus septentrionalis, 453 nucleotides. Its product is annotated as endocuticle structural glycoprotein ABD-5-like. The record is from RefSeq and is a predicted model, not a curated record. The transcript has 3 exons. Gene Ontology annotation, cellular component: chitin-based extracellular matrix. Gene Ontology annotation, molecular function: structural constituent of chitin-based larval cuticle. NCBI's taxonomy places the organism in Eukaryota, Metazoa, Arthropoda, Insecta, Diptera, Culicidae. The coding region runs from base 22 to 399 and encodes 125 amino acids.
CAAAAGUCGUAGUACACAGCGAUGAAUCCUGUGAUCAUAAUAUUAGCUAUUGUCACUGCAACUAGUGGUGCUGCUGUGGGUGUCCCGGUCAGCAAAGAUGACACCCAACCGACGGUGAUUAAUCAAUCUAAUAAUUACAGCACGAAUGAUUUCAGCUGGAGUUAUGAGUUGAGUGAUGGCCGUGAGGUACGACAAAAUUCAUACGUCAAGAUAUUGGACGAUGGUACCGAGGUGUUGGUGAUCACAGGUGCUUAUACUUAUGUGGGCCCCGAUGGUGUAAAGUACACUGUGAAUUAUUUUGCCGAUGAGAAUGGUUAUCAUCCAACUGUGACUAUUGGUGAUGAAAUGCCAAAACCUGUCGGAAUCGAUAACAAGGUUCUGUUAUCUCUAGUUGGAUAGUUAGUUUGCUACACUCCCUAAGAGGUUAAUAAAUCUUUAAAUCUUCUGCAAUCG